GGGCACUCCCGCUCUAUUGUUUAUAAGCUUUGUAGAAAAACAAACUUUGACGGAGGAAUUUCCAAAACCCAACCCUCGGAAUUUGCCAGGAUGCACCAGGCCUACAGUGUUCACUCCAUCCUGAAGCAGGGCGUGCAGAUAGAGUCCAUAGCGGCGUAUGGCAACCAUGUCAUCUUGGGCACCCGCAGCGGGCAGCUCAUCAUGUACUCCGUGGACGAGGAGACCGGCGUGGACAUGCGGAUGUUCAACAAGAACUUCAGCCGGAAGCCAAUCACCCAAAUGGAGGUGAUUGCAUCGGAGAACCUGCUCUUCGUGCUCACCGACAACCUGGUGCAGGUGUGCGACAUCAGAAGGAUCGAGAGCAACUUCGCCUUUAUGCACAGUGCCCCGGACACAAGGGGCUGCACUCUGUUCACCAUGGACGUGGACACGCCCAAGUCCAUAACCGGACGGGUGGCCACCUUGAUUCGCGUGUGCUGCGCCAUCCGACGGCGCCUGGUGUUCUUCUUCUGGAAGGAGGACAAACUGAAUUCGCUGGAACUGAGCAUUGAGCUAAAUGAUGUGCCCAGGAGCCUUUGCUGGGUGGGCCAUGCUGUGUGCGUGGGCUACAAGGACGAAUAUGUGGUCUAUGAUAUAUCUGGAAAAUCACCAAAGAAGCACGACCUGUUCCUAACCUCCUCCAGCAUUAGCAGAGAUCCCUGCAUCUGCCUCAUCCGAAAUAAUAUGCUGGGCAUCUCCAAGGACAGCUACCUCGUUGCAGUAGAUCCAAGUCAGUACAAGGAAUCCGCUGAUGGCUCCAGUGACAUGCGACCGGGGGGCAUGGAGAGCAAUAGUUCCCUGGCUCCGCUGCUCUGGUCAAGUCCCCUGCUGGAUUUGGUCUGGGAUGAGCCAUAUGCCGUGGGUCGGGUAAACAAUGCCAUCGAGGUACGCAGCCUGGUGGGCAGGGACACCCUGGUCCAAACAAUUCCCGAGCUGCAGAAAACCAAGUUCCUGGUCCAGGCCGACAAGGGAACCAUUUUUGCAGCCGCCACCUCAGAGCUUUGGUGCAUUCGAAUGGUGGAUAUUCGCGCCCAGCGUCAACAGUUGCUCCAGCAGAAAAAGUUCCAACUGGCCAUAGAGCUGACGCAAAUAUCUGAUGAACCAGCCUUGGACCGAGAGCAAACCAUUCGCCAAAUACACAUGCUCUACGCCAAGGAGCUCUUCACCAACAAGGAGUACUCGGCGGCCAUGAAGGAGUUUGAAAAGGCAUCUAUAGACCCUUAUGACGUGAUAAGACUGUUUCCCAGCUUGGUGCCUGAGCCCAAGUCCGGCCCCGAGGACAUUGCCGUGCCCAAGUCCAGUGCCCCUGCGAUGGAGGAUAGCGACCUGGAGGACGCCUACUUGGCUCUGAUCGAGUACCUUGCAUUGGCUCGCCAGCGGGAGGUGGUCAAGCUGCGCGACACCAAGAGUAGUUCGAAGUCCCUGCUGGAGAUUAUCGAUACGACGUUGCUGAAGUGCUACCUGCAGACGAACGACUCGCUGGUGGCACCUCUCCUCCGACUCAACCAGUGCCACCUGGAGGAGUCGGAGAAGACCCUCAAAAAGCACAACAAGAUAUCGGAGCUGAUCAUCCUCUAUCAGAUGAAGGGCAAGCAUAAGGAUGCCCUUAAACUGCUCAGGGAGCAGGCCAGCAUCGAGGGAUCGGUGCUGCAGGGUCGCAAGCGUACAAUACGUUACCUGCAGGAACUGGGCGGUGAUCAUCUGCCGCUGAUAUUUGAGUUUGGCGAUUGGGUAUUAAAGGAAAAUCCCGAAGAAGGGCUAACCAUUUUCACCGACGAACUUAUUGAGGUGGAGUCCCUGCCGCGCGCCAAAGUUCUGGACUUUCUGAUCAGCAAGCACAAGGCACUGGUCACUCCCUAUCUAGAGCAUGUGAUCAGUGAGUGGAAGGAUAGCAACACCCUGCUACACAAUGUGCUGCUCAAACAGUAUCGCGAGCAGGUUCAGCGUCUUUUGGCCCAGCAGGAAAAAGGAGAGGAAGUUCCCGAACUAAUUCCUAUGCGGGCCAAACUCUACAAGAUGCUGGAGGAGUCCAAUGACUAUUCGCCCGAUCGCGUCCUAGAGGAGUUCCCCACCAACAUGCUGCUGGAGGAGCGUGCCCUCAUUCUGGGCCGGCUCAAGAAGCACGAUAAGGUGCUGUCCAUCUAUAUACAUAUUCUGGGCGAUGUGGCCAAGGCAACGUCCUAUGCGCAAGCCAACUUCAAGGACGAUGAGAAGAUAUUUCACACGCUUGUCAAGUGCAUAAUGGUACCACCAACUGAGCCGCCCUAUGAGGGCGUCGCCCUGCAUCCGGAUUUCGUUGAAGUGAAUCGAGAGGUGCUUCUGGAAUUGCUCAAUACCUACGCCACCAAAAUCGACCCUUUCGAUAUCUUUGAGUACCUUCCCGAUGACAUGCCCAUGCCCCAGCUGGAGAAAUACCUCGAGAAGUCGAUACGUAAGAAAAUGGCCGACAAGCACCAGAUGCAGAUGAUGUGCGGCCUCCUGGAGGCGGAGAGCAACCGGCUGGAAGCUGCUUUGCAGGCUCAGCGAAACAUUAGCUUCGAAUUGAACGAGUUCAGCGUGUGUCCCGAGUGCAAGAAACGCUUUCCCAGCCAAUCCGCCUUUGUACGCUACCCGAACGGGCAGAUUGUGCACCUCUCCUGUCAUGCUCGCAUUGCAAGGGCUGCUGAACAAUAAAUAAAUACUCUAAUGUGAUAACUGAUCAAUGUAUAAAGUGCUAAUUAAAUGUAAUUGUCUAUAUCACUCUUGAUUAAUUUUGCUUUCGAAGGACUCCUUGUAGAGUCUAACUAAAAUCCUAGUAUAAACUUAAUGUAAAUGUCAAAUAACGAGUAGCUUUAUACAUCUCCUUAUAAAAAACACGCAGAGCUAAAGAAAA
Molecule: messenger RNA, 2911 nt
Organism: Drosophila subpulchrella
Lineage: Eukaryota; Metazoa; Arthropoda; Insecta; Diptera; Drosophilidae
Gene: Vps39
Product: vam6/Vps39-like protein
Exons: 7
Coding region: 91-2712 (873 amino acids)
Biological process (GO): vesicle-mediated transport; autophagy; endosomal vesicle fusion
Cellular component (GO): membrane; cytoplasm
Molecular function (GO): protein binding
Source: RefSeq, a predicted model, not a curated record